Messenger RNA from Serendipita indica DSM 11827, 1044 nucleotides. The record is from the annotation of a GenBank genome assembly. NCBI's taxonomy places the organism in Eukaryota, Fungi, Basidiomycota, Agaricomycetes, Sebacinales, Serendipitaceae.
AUGGAAUUUCUCCGCAAGGAUCUCCUCUGGAACGACUUUCUCAAUGAAGAGCCUCACCCUGGGAUCCCUCUUCCCUUUUCCAGUGGCGAGGACCCAUUCGCACCAGCACCGACGUACUAUUAUCCCUUGAUGGACUAUACCCUCGAGGGGUAUGAGUACACCCACCCUAGCGCAUGCAUCAAUCCCAUGUACACGCUCGGGAUGCAUCACCCCUCGUUGAUGAAACCGACGACGCUACAGCCACAAGUCGGCUCGUCCCUGGCCAUCGACCCCCAGCUUCAGGACGCACCAACACCGAGUAGCAACACAUCUCGCGACUCAACACCUCCAGCGAGCCACGGUCAAACCCAGGAGAGUACGAAUGGACCUGCCUCGCUCGUCCCCGCAUCGCUCGCGGCCAUCUUCGCCACUUCGUCCGCCACGACAUCCCCCAUGGCGAUUGCAGUUGCCUCGACCCCUCAGCGCAAGUCUGCCUCUACACGACCCAAGCGUCGACGAACUGCACCGUACCCGACAUCAUCCACAAGCGACACGUCCAUGGACACGUUUACAGUCCAAGAUGGCCUUCCCGUACUCGUCGUCGAGAAUCCGGGUGAGCUCCCUCCCACGACGGUGUACACCCUCUCGUCCCCCGACGAAAUCACCUCCGAGGCAACAAGACUCUCGCGUCGUCUACGCCACCACAUCUUGUCCUCCGUUGCACAUCAUCCUUGUAUGACAUGUCCAGUGUUUGAUUGCCCACUCGGCGGGUGGAAUACGCUCCUUCAUGGACCAUAUCCAACGUCAAAGGCCAAAGCAUAUGGUAAAACUGGCAAAUUCUUCACGACGAAUGAAAUCCUCCGCCACGUUCGCUCAAAGCACACACCUCCCACAGACUUGCGAUGUGAGCACCCAGGUUGCGCGACCCAGAAACGGCUAGACGAAAAAAAGUCGAAUGUUACUGGCACAUUUUCCCGCCUCGAUGUCUUCAAGGCUCAUCUCAAAGAGCAUCCCACACACAAGCACGCCCUUUCCGAGGAGCUCAAAGACAAGUAUGGUCUCUAG